CGUGCAUCUUAUGAUACACAAUGUCCUUUACAGGAGCAGUUUAAGGAAAGCAGCCAGUCUUUUGUAUUCCGUCUACAGGUGCCUGAUGAUUCAACCCUAUAUGGAUGCUGCGUAUUAGUUGAAGAAAUUGUACAGAAACCUUCCAACUUGGUUUCCAUGCUUUUGGGAGAGAAGCCCUCCUUUUCAUCCUUGAGCCGUUACAUAGUAACUACACCACGGUGCUAUUGUCUACUCUCGAAGCUUCCAUUCUUUGAUUUACAUUUUGGUGUACUCAGGAGUAUAUUCAUUGAGGAAAGGUUGGAAUUGCUAACAAAAGGCGUUGACAUGCUAAAUUUGCUGUCUUCAAAAGAAACCAAUGAGGAUGACGGUACUGAUAAACUAACUGAUGGUCCAAAAGAGGAGCAAUACUUUGCUGAUGAUGCAGUAGACCAGACCAACUCUGCUGAAUUGAGUAUCGAAGAAUCUUCACCUAAAAGAAUCUUAGAUAAUAGAAGUUUGGCGGAAGACCAACCACUUGAAUGGGAAAUAGAUUCCAAGAAAGUCAUUGAGAAUGAAAAUAACAAUGAAAUUAAUCAAGGAGGAGAGGAUGUAACUGGAAGUGAAACUGGGGUCAUUGCUCCAGGUGAAUGUGAUAAUUUUGUUGAAGAAAAUUCAGGUGACAACCAAUCUGAUGUUCGAAUAACUGAUGAUGUUUUGCCUCUUCUGCGCUGCCAUGUGUAUGAGAGCUCUGAUUCUUCUGCAAGUUUCCAGGGUUCCCCCUGUGAAGAUAGAAACUUCAGGAGUGAUAUUCAUGAUACCGACCAUGAAGAGCCAUCUUCCAUUGGUCAUGAAGAUUCAGAUGCUCACAACAACAUCUUGGAAUGGGCCAAGGCAAAUAAUCAUGGGUCUUUACAAGUGAUUUGCGAGUAUUACCGGUUAAAAUGCCCUCGCAGAGGUUCAUCACUUGCCUUCCAGCCCUUAGAGCACUUGCAUCCUUUGGAGUUUAAUAGGCCUGGCGAGACAACUCUUUCUAUUGCUGGUUCUCAGAUUGAUGUUAGGUCUUGCAGUACAAGCUUCGAGGUGGCUGAGGUAAAUAAUGCUCUUCUAGCCGAGGAGGAAUCAACUGCUUUAUCUGUAUGGACCAUUGCAUGCUUAUGUGGGUGCUUGAGGCUUGAGAAUGUAUUGACUUUGUUUGCUGCAGCACUAUUAGAGAAACAAAUUGUUGUCAUUUGCUCUAAUAUGGUAUUGUUGCCUCGUUACUUUUCCUUUUUCUUGUAACAUGAUGG
Ananas comosus (pineapple) is the source of this 1265-nucleotide messenger RNA. RefSeq lists its product as uncharacterized. NCBI's taxonomy places the organism in Eukaryota, Viridiplantae, Streptophyta, Magnoliopsida, Poales, Bromeliaceae. The record is from RefSeq and is a predicted model, not a curated record. The transcript is spliced from 7 exons. The coding region runs from base 157 to 1257 and encodes 366 amino acids.